This is a messenger RNA of Cutaneotrichosporon oleaginosum, 1661 nucleotides long. RefSeq lists its product as uncharacterized. Gene Ontology annotation, molecular function: L-amino acid transmembrane transporter activity. Gene Ontology annotation, cellular component: membrane. Gene Ontology annotation, biological process: amino acid transmembrane transport. NCBI's taxonomy places the organism in Eukaryota, Fungi, Basidiomycota, Tremellomycetes, Trichosporonales, Trichosporonaceae. The record is from RefSeq and is a predicted model, not a curated record.
CUCUACUCACACUCACUCGACAUGGGCAAAGACGCAGAGACAAGAUUCUACGGCGCGACCGUGGUGGGCACGCCCGCGGGCUCGGACAAGGACAACGAUGUCGACAGCUUGCACUCGGAGGAGGUCCCGGGGCGGCGGCAGAUUGGGCUGAUUUCGGCCGUGUUCAUCAUCUUCAACCGCAUGAUUGGUACUGGCGUCUUCGCCACACCCUCCACCAUCCUUAGUUUGAGCGGGAGCGUCGGCAUGAGCAUGAUCAUGUGGGUCGUGGGCGCGAUCAUCGCGUCGGCCGGCAUGUGGGUGUACAUUGUGUGGGGCACGGCGAUCCCGCGCAACGGCGGCGAGAAGAACUACCUCGAGUACUUGCUUCGGCGGCCGCAGUUCCUCGCAACGAGCGCGUACGCUGCAAACGGUGUCCUGCUGGGCUGGGCGUCGGGCAACUCGAUCGUGUUUGGCGAGUACAUCUUGCGCGCGGCGAACCAAGAUGCGCCGGGACAGUGGACGCGGCGCCUGAUCGGCUUCGCCGGCAUCACCUUCUGCUUCCUGCUGCACGGCACGCGCCUCCGCUGGGGCCUGUACCUCCAGAACGUGCUCGGCACACUCAAGAUCCUCAUCCUCCUCGUGGUGGUGAUCACCGGGUUCGUCGCGCUCGGCGGACACCUCAAGGUCCCGAAGCCGAACAACUUUAGCAACGCGUUCGAGGGCACGACGGCGAGCGCGAGCUCGUUCUGCCUCUCGCUGUACAAUGUCGUGUGGGCGUUUGUGGGAUACUCGAACGCGUCGUACUCGCUCAGCGAGAUGAAGGACCCGAAGCGCACGCUGCGCAUCGCGGGCCCCUUCGCCAUCGGCCUCGUCACGGUGCUCUACAUCCUCGCGAACAUUGCCUACUUCGCCGCCGCGUCCAAGGAGGAGAUCACGAGCAGCGGCACGCUCGUCGCCUCGCUCCUCUUCACGAACGUGUACGGCCGCAAAGCCGCGCGCGCGCUCGACGUCUUCGUCGCGCUCAGCGCCCUCGGCAACGUCCUCUCCGUCAUCUUCUCGCAGGGCCGCGUGAACCAAGAGCUCGGCCGCGAAGGCAUCCUCCCCCUCUCCAAGCUGUGGGCGUCGAACAAGCCCUUCGGCGCCCCGCUCGCCGGUCUCGGCCUCCACUGGGCCAUCUGUCUCAUCACCAUCUUCGCCCUGCCCCCCGGCGACGCGUACAACUUCGUCAUCAACACCAUCUCGUACCCCCUCUCCGUCAUCAACGCCGUCAUCGCCUUCGGCAUCGUCUACCUCCAGUUCCGGCCGUACCCGGACUGGAAGAAGCCCGGGUGGGGCGCCGUUGCCGCCGCAGCGUUCUUCGGCGCAGCAAACGUCUUCCUCUUCGUCGUCCCCCUCACCCCGCCCCCGGCCGGCGGCGAGCCGUACACCUCCCUCCCGUACUGGACCCACGCUGUCGCCGGCUGGGCCGUCUUCGGCAUCGGCUUCGUCUACUGGCUCCUCUGGGCUCACGUUCUCCCCCGCGUCGGCGGGUACACGCUUGUGCGCCAGAAGGAGAUUAGCUCUGACGGGCUGGUGCGCAACGUCUUCCGUCGCGUGAAGAACUAAGCGGGUUGUGGGGGUGAAUGGCUCUUAGAUUGUACCAUAGGCCUAUAUUUUCAAUGACAUUAAGCAUUGCAUUUGUG